Molecule: messenger RNA, 3178 nt
Organism: Pungitius pungitius (ninespine stickleback)
Lineage: Eukaryota; Metazoa; Chordata; Actinopteri; Perciformes; Gasterosteidae
Product: protein FAM8A1-like
Exons: 5
Coding region: 967-2097 (376 amino acids)
Source: RefSeq, a predicted model, not a curated record
AUCGCAUGUUCCUUUCUAAUCUCUAAAGCUUUUGGACAUGGGUAGAGGGCUUAACGGAGGCUUUAUUUCAAUACAAAGCAGGCUAGGUCACAUAAAUUGUUAAUUGGGGUUCUUUGGGGUAGUAGGUUGAGUUACAAAUUCUCAAGACUUAGUGAAAUAUUAUGAUCCACCGGUUGUGUGCCUGCAACAAUGUGAUCUUGAGUGCUGUACUUGGAUGCUGUUCUAUGUGUACACAAGCAUCAUUCUAGUGCGUUUGGAUGUGAACACUUUUAAUUUUUUUUACUCUGAACUACAAAAACUGGCUGUUUUCAAAUGCACAUAACUGACUAACUUCUUCAAAACUCAAUCUUGAUCUGUGAAUACCUUUUUGGAGUAGUGUGGUUAAGGCUUUAGAAGGCAGACCUUGACAUUAUUUUACCCCUUAAACACAAUCUCAGAUGAAGUUAUUUAUGGAAUGCCGUUUGUAAAAUGUUGAACGUUUUGAAAUAUGUUUGAAAAAGUGACAUGUGAAUAUUGUCCUGCUUUUUUUAUUCGUAUGAUAAUGCUAAAUGUACGAAAACUUCACAGGAUUUUAGAACGUUCAACAUUUUUCAAACGGUGCCCCAUAGUUAUUUGUUUGAAUGGCCCAGUGGCUAUGCCUUAACUAGAUGACACUAAAUCUGUUCAUAAAAUAAAUUGCCAGAAAUAACUUUGUUCUCAAAGUGCUUGAUGACAUGCUAAGCUGCAACCAGCAAAUGUCUGCAGCAAUGUAUUUCAAUUGUUUUCACAGGACUAAAACGUUUUCCCGAAUUACUUUCUCUUGAAAUUGUGUGAAUUUUAUGACCGCAAACUACUAUAAUCUCACUGCUGCUUCUGUUUUGUAGAACAACGUCCUCCUUGCGGUUCUCUUUUGUAAUAGCAGGCACUGACUGGACAGUACCAUUAUAUACUAUUCGGGGGUGGUCACCUUUGACGUGAUCACCAAAUAUGUGGGGAGUUAACUAUUUGGAAUUUGAAAUGGAUAUAUAUUUUCAAAAACGUUUGAAAAAAACUAGAGUGAACAAAAUCAUCUUCAUGUUCACUCCACAGUUUUCCUGCAGACGAAAAUGGAAUGACCGUGAUGACGUCGUACGUGACGCGACGCCAUCAUCAAACAUGGCGGACGAAGAUAACACAAACAUGGGAAAAUAUAACGAAAAGAAUAAACCUCUUCACAGCACAGUCAAGCCACUCGUCGACGGAGUCACCCAACGAAUAGGCAACCAGAACAAUGCCGAAGGCCCAAAAGACGCCGCCGAAAGCUGCACAACAACGGAGUACUGCGAGAGGCUGCAGGGGUGGAUGUGGCAGUACUACACUGGACAUGUCAACUGGCACAGCUGGAUGACCGCGUCGGCCAUGUCCUACCCGUAUUAUCUACAGGCAGACGGUGGGGCGACGCGCGACAUUAACUUCCAGCACUGGCACGACGGUGCCUUCGGUCUUCCGCGGUCGACCCACCGAGGCGCGGGCCCCUCCCGGCCGGGUGAAGCCGCAGGCGGGGCUGCAGGUGUCGCUCAGCAGCAGAAUGGAGACGCACCGAGACCAGGCCGAGAAUAUAUAAUUCCUUCACCUCUACAAAGACUCCUGGCAGAGAUUGUGGAUUUCUUCAUACUUUUUUUCAUCAAAGCAACCAUAAUCAUCACUAUUAUGCACCUGAGUGGAAUCAAGGAUGUUUCCAAAUUUGCCAUGCAUUUCAUAGUGGAGGAAAUAGACGAGGACACGUCAAUGGAGGAGCUACAGAAAAUGAUGCUUGUUGCACUCGUGUAUCGGAUGUUAGUGUGUUUUUAUGAGAUUGUGUGCAUUUGGGGAGCAGGAGGAGCCACUCCAGGGAAGUUUCUCGUUGGACUCAGAGUUGUUAGAUGUGACUCAUCGGUUCUGGUUCAACCGAACAGGGUGCUUGUCGUGCCAGCAACUAAUGUCUCUCUGUCAGCAUCAACUGUCCGAGCCUUGAACAAGAACUUUUCAAUUGCCUUCUUUUUCCCGGCCUUCAUCACUCUUCUGUUCUUCCAGCACAACAGGACUGUGUAUGAUAUGGUAGCUGGUACAAUUGUUGUCAAGCGCUCCAGGAUCAGAUGACGCAGAAGAACCCAGAUGAGGGCUACAACGAAAAUACUGAGGAAGCGCUGCCUGUGGAACUCCGACAUGAGCAUUUCUAAGGUGUCUCAAGAACUGAGAAGAUUGCUAAGACGGUUGCAGACAUUUUGAUGCAAAUCAGUAUGAACAAUUUCAGUUCCCUACAACUUGUGUUGGUUUGUUUUGGACACGUACUGUAUUUCUGCAUGUUUUUCUACAUGCUACUUUCAGAAACCGUUUCUGUGCCAAAUUGAUGCCUCGUUUGAAGACAGGAACAAAGAUGAUGUAUGGCACCAUUUCAUUAACACAACAUUUGCCUCUUUUUAAACACUAAACUCAUGGAUAGUGCGCCGUAUUAAUCUGUAUUGAAGUUGCUAAUUAUACCUUCAGUAUGUCUUUGUAUUAAAAUAUUGUCUACAGAAUUGUAUCCUCAGACUUUUUACUUUUGAGUUGUUGACCGUCUUCAGUGCUGAAGUGACGCCUCAUGAUCAAACAGCAUGUGUGACUAAAGAGUUAAACUGACACAUUUUGUGUGAUUAACUUAUUUUUUGCAUUUAAAACGAUUAAAUGAAAUUCCCUCUAUUUCCUUGCAUGUUUGAGGUGUCUGUCUUCUGGCUGUUUGAUAAUUCGUACAAUGUUUUGAUACAAAAUAAGGUUGUAUUGACUCUUUAUCGUGUGAUUAAAUUUGCCUCGUGAUUGGUGCAUUCAUCAGUUCACAUUCGAGCUAUAGUUUCUCUUUGCACGUUAACACCUUAGUAGCAAGAAAUGCACAUAACAUAAAAAGUGGAAAAACAUGUGCGGAAUCGGACAUGGUGGGCAUGAAUGGUCAUUGAACAGUUCGAUGAGUGACACCAAAUGUCAAUAACUGGCCUCUGCCACCAAACAUUAAAACAAAAAGGUAAAUACAUUUUUUUCAGUUUCCUCCAAGCUAUUGUAUCAUAAAUGUAAAUGUGCAUUGAAGCUUAUCCGGAAACUUGGCACCAACUGUUUAGGAUGCAAUGAUGUAAUAUGAUGGAUGUUCAUUUACCACCCAUCAGGCUCUCCAUUAGUAUUCCACAGUGGGUUUGAGCUUUUGAACAAAACU